Molecule: messenger RNA, 3151 nt
Organism: Thamnophis elegans (Western terrestrial garter snake)
Lineage: Eukaryota; Metazoa; Chordata; Lepidosauria; Squamata; Natricidae
Gene: CLCN4
Product: chloride voltage-gated channel 4
Exons: 11
Coding region: 1-2277 (758 amino acids)
Biological process (GO): chloride transport; transmembrane transport
Cellular component (GO): synaptic vesicle; membrane; Golgi apparatus
Molecular function (GO): voltage-gated chloride channel activity
Source: RefSeq, a predicted model, not a curated record
AUGGUUAAUGCAGGAAAUAUGAAUGGUUCUGGAAAUCUGAUGGAUUUUUUGGAUGAACCUUUUCCUGAUGUUGGCACUUAUGAAGACUUUCAUACCAUUGAUUGGUUAAGGGAGAAAUCUCGGGAUACAGACAGACAUAGAAAGAUUACAAAUAAAAGCAAGGAGUCCAUAUGGGAAUUCAUCAAAAGUUUAUUGGAUGCUUGGUCAGGAUGGGUUGUUAUGCUACUUAUAGGACUGCUGGCAGGCACAUUGGCUGGAGUUAUAGAUUUAGCAGUGGAUUGGAUGACUGAUUUGAAAGAAGGAGUCUGUUUAGAAGCUUUUUGGUAUAGUCAUGAGCAGUGUUGCUGGACAUCCAAUGAAACUACUUUUGAAGACCGGGACAAAUGUCCUCAGUGGCAAAAGUGGUCUGAACUUUUAGUUAACGAAUCUGAGGGUGCCAGUGCUUACAUUCUAAAUUACUUCCUAUACAUCUUAUGGGCAUUGUUGUUUGUUUUCCUGGCUGUCUCCCUUGUGAGGGUGUUUGCUCCUUAUGCCUGUGGAUCAGGAAUUCCAGAGAUAAAGACCAUCUUAAGUGGUUUCAUUAUUCGAGGAUACCUAGGGAAGUGGACGCUCUUAAUCAAAACUGUAACUUUAGUUCUGGUGGUAUCCUCAGGACUCAGUCUUGGCAAAGAAGGGCCUCUCGUGCAUGUAGCCUGCUGCUGUGGCAACUGCUUUAGCAGCCUAUUCUCCAAAUAUAGCAAGAAUGAAGGAAAAAGGAGAGAGGUGCUGUCAGCUGCAGCAGCUGCUGGUGUCUCUGUUGCCUUUGGUGCACCCAUUGGGGGGGUCCUUUUUAGUUUAGAAGAGGUGAGUUAUUAUUUUCCCUUGAAGACACUCUGGAGAUCUUUCUUUGCUGCACUUGUUGCAGCCUUUACCCUGAGAUCCAUCAAUCCAUUUGGAAACAGCCGCCUGGUUCUCUUUUAUGUGGAAUAUCACACCCCUUGGUACAUGGCUGAACUUUUCCCCUUUAUAUUGCUUGGAGUUUUUGGAGGAUUGUGGGGGACGCUUUUUAUUCGAUGCAACAUUGCAUGGUGCAGGAGACGUAAAACUACCAGGCUUGGAAAGUAUCCAGUCUUAGAGGUCAUUGCAGUCACUGCCAUAACUGCUAUUAUUGCCUAUCCAAAUCCUUACACACGAAGGAGCACCAGUGAGCUCAUCUCUGAACUUUUCAAUGACUGUGGAGCCUUGGAGUCAUCACAACUCUGUGACUACAUAAACGAUCCCAACAUGACUAGACCUGUGGAUGAUAUUCCUGACCGACCAGCUGGUACAGGAGUAUACAUGGCUAUGUGGCAGCUAGCUCUGGCCCUGAUUUUUAAAAUCAUCAUUACCAUAUUCACUUUUGGCAUGAAGAUUCCUUCAGGUCUCUUUAUACCCAGCAUGGCUGUAGGAGCAAUAGCUGGUAGAAUUGUUGGAAUUGGUGUGGAACAGUUGGCCUACCAUCAUCAUGACUGGAUCAUCUUCAAAAACUGGUGUAGACCAGGAGCUGAUUGUGUUACUCCAGGACUAUAUGCAAUGGUGGGAGCUGCUGCGUGCUUAGGUGGAGUUACCAGAAUGACAGUAUCGCUUGUUGUGAUCAUGUUUGAAUUAACAGGAGGACUAGAGUAUAUUGUGCCUCUUAUGGCUGCAGCUGUUACUAGCAAGUGGGUUGCGGAUGCUUUUGGCAAAGAAGGGAUCUACGAGGCACAUAUCCAUUUGAAUGGCUAUCCAUUUCUGGAUGUAAAAGAUGAAUUUACUCACAGAACACUGGCUACUGAUGUUAUGAGGCCCAGGCGUGGAGAACCUCCUCUUUCUGUCUUGACCCAAGACAGCAUGACUGUGGAAGAUGUGGAGACAUUAAUCAAGGAAACAGACUACAAUGGCUUUCCAGUGGUGGUUUCUAAAGAGCGUCUUAUUGGCUUUGCACAGAGACGGGACUUGAUUCUUGCAAUAAAAAAUGCAAGGCAGCACCAGGAUGGCGUAGUAAGCAAUUCAAUUGUAUAUUUUACUGAAGAUCCUCCAGAGGUCCCUGCCAAUAGCCCUCAUAUGCUGAAGCUGCGGCGUAUUUUGAAUCUGAGCCCCUUCACUGUCACGGACCACACACCAAUGGAAACAGUGGUAGACAUUUUCCGAAAACUUGGACUCAGGCAGUGUCUUGUUACACGCAGUGGGAGGCUCCUGGGCAUUAUCACCAAAAAGGACGUGUUAAGGCACAUGGCUCAAAUGGCAAAUCAAGAUCCUGAAUCCAUCAUGUUUAAUUAGGCUGUUCCCAGCAGAGAGGCCCACAUCUUAAAGAAAAGAUUCCUACUGAACUGAUUGAAAGGAAUUUGAAUAAGCUCUUCAUUUUUUGUUAAAAUAAAAUUUAAAUUAAUAGAACUUUGUUAAGGGUAGAACCCAGGGAAAAUUAUAGCAAACUGAACAUUUGAGUUAUGUUGGUAAAGAUUUGAAAAUUCAAUUCAGCUAUGGGCUAUUUUUCCUGGGAACAUGUUUCUCUUGUCAUAAAUACAGUCCUUAUCAUGGCACAUUUUUUGCCUUGUCCUGCCUACCAUAUUCCAUUAAUAUAAAUGCAUUUUCUUCAUGAUUUGAUGAGGACAGAAAAAUCAUCUUAACAAAAAUUUGGGAGCAGAGAGAAUCAUCUUGAUAAAAGAUAUUAAAAACAGCAAACAUAUGUAUGCCUACAAUAUAAUCAAGAAUGCCAAAUGUUUUCAUUACAUAUGCUCUAUUUCAUAUUCCUUAAAAUUUCUAUUUGAGUUCCCAAAUUAGGUUAUUUUCUAAAUUUGUAUACUUUCAUGAAGAAUGUUCUUCAUUUUUCUAUUUUUGCAGAAGUUCGUAGAUAUCGUAGAAGUAAAAGGUACUUCACUUAAUUUUUAGUGCUAUUGUUUAGACUGAGUUAUUCUGUUCACUUGUAAUAGGAUGAAAUAAUCUGCAAAUUCUUUCUUUUUUAUGAUGAAAUUUUCUUUUUACUGUGUUCCUAUAUACAAGCAUGAUGUCAGGUAGAGCACACAAGGUUAUAUAUUUUCCAGGAUAACUGACAUUAAAUUGCAAUUCAGGCCACAAAUUUUUGUUAAAAAGUAUUUUAAACAAUAAGCUUCAGUAUUCCUAGACAAAAAAAACAACCCUAAUUGUUGUUUUUUCC